Molecule: messenger RNA, 1692 nt
Organism: Exserohilum turcica Et28A
Lineage: Eukaryota; Fungi; Ascomycota; Dothideomycetes; Pleosporales; Pleosporaceae
Exons: 1
Coding region: 1-1692 (563 amino acids)
Source: RefSeq, a predicted model, not a curated record
AUGUCGAGCGGAGGUGCUUUCUGGGCUGCAGGCAACCAGGCUGUCAAGUCGGCCAACUUGCCCACACCUUGCAUUACUGAGGCGCCACCACAAGGAAACCCUGAUCCCGUUACGCAGCAGAAGAAAGGACUCGUGCUCAAAAGUAAGACAAACUCCACGCCUGCGCACAAUUUUGUCAAUGGAAACGGCGUCACUCAUGGCAAGCCCAACGGUAAAAAGACUGUUUGGGCAGAUGAGGAGGAUGAUGACGAGGUUUUCACCCACGAGUUCUUAACCGAGCAGAACUCCCCGCCUAUCGUCAGUCUGCAGACAAAGAUUGCUGUGCAAGGGGAGCGUAUCAAGGAGCUAGAGGCGACUGUCGUCGCUAGGUCUCUUCGAAUUGCCGAACUCGAAGGUAAGAUCCAAGAAAAGGACUGUCAUAUCGAGAUCCUCGAGGGCGACAUCUAUGAGCGGGAUGAGCAGAUUGAACAGUUGAGACGGGACAACCACGAGCAAUAUGUAAAGUUUCAAGACCUGCACCUCGAAGUCUGCGCCAAGGCAAGCCUCAUUGGUGAGCUUGAGACAGAAUUGAAGCAGCCCACUACCACCCAGGAACCCAAGCAGGUAUCCGUCCCACACUAUCCACCACCACCCAAGGUUGAUGAUGCGGAGGGUACCCAAGAGACCAAGGCUGAGAUAGAGACGCCUACCACACCCACAGUUGCUCCAGAUACCUCGAAGGUGGCUGAUUCUCCCGAGUCUCAAGAGCCUCCCGAAAAGGCCGCCGGUGUUGCUACUGAAGACACUGAGAACGAGCAGAGCGCAAGUACUACUGUCGGCCCGUCGUUUAAUGACUCCGAGUUUCCGACCUUCAUAACUAAAGAGACACUGAAGACAGCCCCUCCCGCCCCGAAGCCGAAGACUUUGACAUUCCCCAUGGACAUGUCCAAGUAUGGUAAGAAGACUGCCACACCGCUUACCACAAAGCAAGUGCAAUCUUCAUCUCCAGCCGCCGGAAAGAACAGUCACACUACGCCGUGGGGUCAUUCGUCCAAGCAAGGACGCGUCAAGACGGAUGUGAAGCCAACUUUGGAUCAUCUGGCUGAUAUUCGCCAAAUGUCGCAUGGACAACGUGUCUUGUACGCCAACGGCCCAGAGGUCACUGUCAAGCUUGGGAACGUGGAACUGAUGACGCUCCCCAUGUAUGUCCUGAUGCAGUGUUCGAAAAAGGCAAUGGACCACUUUACCGCCAACCCGGAUGCAACGUCCUGGGUGCUCCCCGCUGGUUCCAUGGACGUCGAAGCAGCCAAGGCGCAUCUCAACUGGAUGGAAGAAAUGACGUACCAAGGCCGCGUCUACUCGAUCACUCUAAACACGGCGCCAGCCUAUGACACCAAGAACCUGCGCAUUUGCCGCGCCGCUCGUGUUCUGGGCUUGAACAACACGUACGUCGGCCACUUUACCAAGCAAUUCUGCGACCGCAUUCGCGAUAAACGUGCGUCGUACGAGCUGAUGGAUACCGUCUGCGAGCUUGCGUAUCCCGACAACGACCCCAUUUUCGAGUGCCUCGCCAAUAACCUUGCCACGCGCAAGAGGGCCGGCAACGUCAAGGACCCAGCAGGAUUAGAGAAACUGAUGGCGAAGCAUCCGGUGCUCGCAAGCAAGAUGCAGCAGAUUGAGCAGAAGCUCGCUGGUAGUCGGGCGCGAAAGUAG